CCCCCCCCCCCCCCCCUGGCCGGACUCUGGAACCCGCUGAGCCGAACCCCAGACCCCCCCAGAGCUGGAUCCCAAAACUAAACUCCGCACCCCGAGGCCCCAGACCUUGGAACGGGGACCCCCUCGAGACGGCGGAACGCUGAGCCAGAGGAAGACGACGCAGCGCUACAGCCUGGACCCCCAGGAGCGGGGUCCUAGGAGCGGGGUCCCAGGAGACCCCUCGGGUCACCCCGGGCGGUGCAAUGCUGCGCGCGGCGCUGUGGUGGGCGGCGCUGCUGGGACGAGUGGGGAUGGUGGGUGGUGGGCUGAGUUCGCCACCGGACUGGGGUUACGUCACCUCGCGGGCCGAGUCCGCUCCGAGUGCCGAACCGGAGGAUGAAGGAGCCCGCGCCGGUCCCUCCGAUCCUCUCCUCCUCGAUACAAAGCAGCAGAAUCGGCAUCAUCAUCAUCAUCAGCAGCAGCAGCAACAGCAUGAUGACGAUGUUGAUGGUCACGAUCAACGUUUACAGCAGCAGCAGCAGCUCAAUCAGAAUGAGCGGGGAGAGCAACAGGAACAUGAACAGCCUGAACUUGAUCUUCAACAUCAACAGCACUAUCAUCCGCAGCAGGGAUAUCUUCUCCAGCAAGAUCAAGAUGAUUAUGAUGAUUAUGAUGGUGGUGGUGGUCAGCAUCAUCAUCAUCAUCCCCUUCAUCAUCAUCCCCUUCUCCGCCGUCCGCAGGGCCCUGAGCUGACGAACCUUCUGUCUGGGGCGCGGCGUCUCGCCUUGGAGGUCCCCCCACGCACCACAGGGCCGCUCUGGCGGUGGCUCUCCUCCUCCUCCUCCUCCACUCAUCAUCAGCAGCAGCAGCAGCGGCAGCAGUUGACUCAGUAUGGUCAUCAGCAGCAGCAUCGACUGCUUCAAGAACACUUCCAACAGCAGCAGCUACAUCACUACACUACACAUCAGCUACAGCUGCAGCUACAGCAUCAGCAGCAGCCACAGCUACAACAGCUACAGCAGCUACAGCAUCGCCUUCAUCAUCAUGAGCAGCCCGGGCCGGCGCGUUCGCGUCCGCGGCGGCGUCCCAUGGUAAAGACGGGCCGCUUCAAGAAGAUGUUCGGCUGGGGCGACUUCAACUCGAACAUCAAGACGCUCAAGCUGAACCUGCUCAUCACGGGCAAGAUCGUCGACCACGGCAACGGCACGUUCAGCGUCUACUUUCGCCACAACUCCACAGGCCACGGCAACGUGUCGGUCAGCCUGGUGCCCCCUGCCAAGGCGCUGGGCUUCGACCUCGCGACGCAGCAGGCGACCCUCGUCGACCCGAAGGCUUCGAAGACGUUCAACUGCCGCGUGGAGUACGAGAAGGUGGACCGGGCCAAGAGGACGUCGCUCUGCAACUACGACCCGACGAGGAACUGCUACCAGGAGCAGACGCAGACCCACGUCUCGUGGCUCUGCUCGAAGCCGUUCAGCGUCAUCUGCAUCUACGUCGCCUUCUUCAGCACGGACUACAGGCUCGUGCAGAAGGUGUGCCCCGACUACAACUACCACAGCGACUCGCCCUACUACCCCACCGGCUAACGCCUGCGAGUGGCUCUCUCGCUGAUUAGAGAGAGAGAGGGAGAAGGGAACGGGUGGGUAGGUCGCUGGGUAGGUCAGGCACGCGGUUCUGUUCCAGAGCAAGGCGAGAGAACGCGCGCUGCUGGGUCGUGGCGGUGGGCGGUGGCUCCUCAAGCUCCCGCCGUGACCGUCAUUCAUUCACUGAUGAAGGAAGCACCACAGCCAGCCGGCGUCUCGUAUACAACACCACCACCAUCAUCAUCAUCACGUGCAGCAGUGCAUUGCGCGGCCUCUUGGAACAUUGCCGCGGGUGGGGUGGUGUUUCACUUGGAGCCAAUUCGAACAACAACAACAAAUGUCUCUGCUUGUUGUCAUUUUAGUAGCCGUCCUUUCCCCCGCCCCCGGUCUCUACGGCAGGGGGCAUUCUAUCCGCACACACACACACCGCACACACACACACACCACACACACAGACACACACCGCACACACAGACACACACACAGACACACACACACACCGCACAC
Molecule: messenger RNA, 2069 nt
Organism: Petromyzon marinus (sea lamprey)
Lineage: Eukaryota; Metazoa; Chordata; Hyperoartia; Petromyzontiformes; Petromyzontidae
Source: RefSeq, a predicted model, not a curated record